AUGUGGUCAAUCCUUGUGGGCGUCCCCCUAUCCGUCUAUCUCUGGCAGAAAUCCCGAUCGGCGAAAUUAAGCAAUGACGUUUCGGGGAAAAGCCGAACCUAUGAAGACUCUACAAAGCCCUCCGCACGGGGAGAACCUGGUGGUCCCGAGACCAUGUCAUUCAAACAGGAAGGCCUUUCUAACACGAACACCUCGAACCCAUACGUCAACGAACCAGGAAAAUCAGAGAAGGGGGAAGGUGAAACCGAGUCCGCGAAGGUCAAGGGAACGGUUCGGCACGAUAGGCCACAGGUUUGA
This is a messenger RNA of Penicillium argentinense, 297 nucleotides long. RefSeq lists its product as uncharacterized. The transcript has 2 exons. Bases 1 to 297 code for a protein of 98 amino acids. The record is from RefSeq and is a predicted model, not a curated record. NCBI's taxonomy places the organism in Eukaryota, Fungi, Ascomycota, Eurotiomycetes, Eurotiales, Aspergillaceae.